AUGACGGCCAAGGCGCGAUUGAAGACGACGAAUCUCCUAAAGGGAGACACGGGCGCCAUCAAGAACAACGUCAAGAAACUGCUGGACGAGCUGAGAAGUGUCGAACAGGGAGGCCUGGACAUCAAUGCCUGCAAACCUAUCCGGCAGGCGCUUCUGGACAAGCGCAUUCUCGAAUCCAAAGAUCAGACGACCCAGGCGUACGCCUCGCUGUGUUUCCUGGAACUCCUGAAAAUCUUUGCUCCGGAUGCCCCUCUUUCCAUCUCCGACCUGGAGCGCGUGUUUCAGCUGUUCAAGCGCCGGUUCAAGGCACUGGCCAACACCGAGGCCGCUAGCUACGCCGAAAGCUUUGAACUGCUUGAAAACGUCGAGUCUCUGAACUGCAUUGUUCUGGCGAACGACUUUGAAACCAGAGAUAAGUUCAUUGACGAUCUGUUUUUGCUCUUCUACAAGCUGUACACCACAAAGCCCGACAGCAAACACGCCGUACUACUUCCCCGUGUACUUAAUCAGCUUCUUUACGAAAUCAACCAGGAGGGCAAUUUGCCCAUGCAGUCUGCUCGAGUGGUCUUCUCUCAGUUUGUGGCUGUCCCCAAGAAGAAGACUGCGUCCAAGCAGGCCUCUCUGGGCUUUGAGAAUGCUGGAUACGCGCUGAGCAAGAUUCUGUGCGCCGAUAACAAGACGGUCAUGGCCAAAUCUUUGUUUGCGUAUUUCAACGACGUGUUCAACAGCGAGUGUGGAGACGACGCAGAGGAGGACGAAGAGACCAAAAUGACGGAGCUCACUCGAUUACACAAAUUGGUGGUGGAGAUCUGGAAGGCCGUUCCCGAAACCAUUGCCCAGCUGGUCGGAUAUUUGCAAGCUGAACUCAUCACCGAAAAGACAGCCGUGAGAUUGCUGCUGGUAGAGGUUGUGGGAGACAUGAUUGCGCACCAGCCUUCAGAGAUCAACUUUGUGACCACCUACGAUACCUGCUGGAAUCUGUGGCGAGAUCGAUGUCGCGAUAAGGAUCCCGAAGUGCGUGAAAUGUGGGCUUUCAAGGCCCAUGAUAUUCUCAAGUAUCGAACUGACGUGACUCGAGAGGUUUCCAAGAUCCUUCUGCAGCUGUUGAUUGACGAAGAUGAGAGAGUUCGAAUCCAGGCCAUCAAGUCUCUGGGUGAACUGGAGCCGGAGACGCUCAAGAACCUCGUGGGAGGCUCAGACGAAUUCAUCAAGCUCAUGACUGACCGUAUGGGCGACAGGAAGCCUCUUGUGAGAAAAACAGCCACAGAAGUGUGUGCUCAACUAUAUGCUGAUGCAUACCCCCUGAUUGAGCAAGAUGAGGAUGUGUCCAGUAUUGCCAAUUGGAUCCCCAGUGCUCUUCUGAACUUGGUGUUCAAGAACAACCCCGAAAUCACCUUCAACAUGGAACGGGUUUUCCAUGAGGAUAUCUUGACACGAGAAACUGGUGUUCAGACUCGUGUGGAGCGUCUUUUGUCGGUGUUGGGAUCUCUUGGUGAUGAUACUUCUCCUGCCAGAAAGUCGUUCCAUUCACUUAUCAACUGGCAAAACACCAUUUCUGAGUACUUCAAGGCGGCUGUGGGGGAUGUCAUCACCGAUGCUCAAAAAGAGUCUAUUAUCGAGUGGAUGGCCAAUAUCACACCUAACCCCAAGCUUGCAAGUUCUGCCAUCGCUGAGCUUCUGGAAAACUAUAGUGAAGACCUCAAGACAUGUAUUUCACCCGACUCGACUGUGCGAGAGGUGAUUGAGGCACAGGAUCGAAUUCUUGACGAGUUCUCUGGAGAAGCCGCGGAAGUUAUUGCUGUGCUUCUCUAUCGAAGCUCCAACUUGCUCCUCAACAAGCAGAUUCUCGCAUCUCUGGUCACCCAGCCCGUGGCUGCUUCUUUCUUGGAGCACGUGUCUAGAAUCAACCCAGCCCUUCUCACAGCCCAUGUCAACGGCAUGUUCGAGUCCAUUGUUGCCGAGAAUGCCUCUGAAGAAACUCUUCGAACCCUGGCAGCUAUGGCCAAGCGGGGCAACAAUACUCUCAAGGUUCCUAAGAUGGCAUUCAAGCCUCUGACAAAGUUAAUUCUUGACGGUGAGCCUCUAGAGGCCAACUAUGCUACCGCCAUUGCCUGCUGUGCUGCCCCUUCACUUCUUUCAGCUUCGGCUAUCAAGGCUCUGGUUGGUUCUGCUAACACUGAUUCCAAGUACACUGCGUUGACGCAAAUCUACAAGCGAAAGCCUGAGCUUCUAGAGAAACAUGACCUAACAGAACACGUUUCUGACUUGCUAGCAAAUAUGGAGGACCCCGACACUGAGGUGUCUGGCUUCGCGGUAUCGUUUGCAAUCACCCACGAGACUGCUAAGGGUGCCCCUAACCUUGUUGACACCAUCUGCAACCUCAUUGACCCCAAGGAUCUAGAAAUCGACGAAGAUGGGGAGAUGGUUGACAACGAGCUAUCUCCUUCUGUUCAUCUGUGUCUUUCUCUGGAGCUUCUACGGCUUGCUUGGAACCCGGCAUACAGAGCUGACAAGAUUCAUGCCCAGCACAUCAUUUCUCUGUCUCGAACAGUUCGACAUCCUGAUCCCGAAGUUCGAAAACGGUUCAUGCAGAAACUCAUGUCUCUGAUGAACAAGAACAAGCUAGGCUGGAAGUUCCUUCUUUUGCCGCUGCUGUGCAUCGGAGUGGAGUCUGAAGCUGCUUUUAAGGAUGAUGUUGUCCGAUGGGUGCGUGCCAAGCACGACAAUGAGCUCAAACAAAAUCCCAAGUCCACCGUUUUUGUGGCUCUGUUCCCACGUCUUUUGCACUUUCUUGGACGUGAUCUCAUCAUUCACACUGGAGGAGCCGUCACUGGCGAUCAUCUAGAGGAGCCGUUGUAUGCCAUUCUGGUCUUUCUACAGAUUGUGGCAGAUACAGACAAUUUGGCCAUGCUGUUUCAUCUUGCUCAGCGGGUCAAGCAAUUCCAAGAUGCUGUAGACGAGGAGCGAGCCAACAUUAUGCAUCUGGACAAGGGCGUCCAUUUUCUGUCUGAGCUGGCACAGCUGUCCAUUCGUCAGUAUGCUGAGAACAAGCACAACAUGCAGAUACCCACCUAUCCUGGCAAAGCAAAUAUGCCUGGCGAUAUCUUCAAGCCGUUCGAUACCCCCGAACUGGCUAAAAAGGCGUCUCAGACGACGUACAUGCCUCAGGAGGUGGCCGAGGAGAUUCCCCACAGUAUCCGAGUGUUCUUGACGUCUCGAAAACGUGCUCAGGAGGCUAAUGCAGAGAAAGCCAAGAAGCCCAAGAAGGCCAAGACCAUCAAAGCACCCAAGAAGACGAAAAAGGCUGCCAGUAAACCAAAGGCCAAGAAGAAAGCCGCUGGGACUGAAGACGGACCACGAAGGCGAAGCAGUCGACAUUCUGGACGAGUGAGUGACUACAGAGAGAAGUCUGUUGAGGAGUUGGAAGAAGAAGAUGAAAGUGAGGACGAAGAGGGCGACGAAGAAGAGGAGAGUGAAGAGGAGGAGGAGGAGGAGGAGGAGGGAGAGGAGGAAGAAGAGGAAGAAGAAGACGAUGAAUAA
Molecule: messenger RNA, 3540 nt
Organism: Yarrowia lipolytica CLIB122
Lineage: Eukaryota; Fungi; Ascomycota; Dipodascomycetes; Dipodascales
Biological process (GO): mitotic sister chromatid cohesion; DNA repair
Cellular component (GO): nucleus; chromatin
Source: RefSeq, a predicted model, not a curated record